AAAUAAAAGAGAAAAUACGGAAGUUGAAAGAAAAUUCAUUGUUUUGUAUCACAUUAUGUUUGAUGUGUCAAUACUUAAACUAAACAAUUUUGUAAUUUGUCAAUUAAAAAACAUUAAGCAAUCACGCAUAUAUACACAGUCACCGUCAUUACAUAUACUAUUAUAAAUAUGUAUACGAUUCUUAUUAUAUAUGCUUAUUUUAUGUGAUGAACUUUAGUUAACGAACGGACUUUGAAGAAGUAAGAAUUGUCAAAUCAUGUUACCUUUUAAAAAAUUAUAUUUGAUCGCUUAUAAUGCGAUAGAGGUUAUCGGUUGGUCUUACGUAUUCUAUAUAUUGAUAUCCCAUUAUGGGGAUAAUGCGUCAACGUUAAGUCUUUGGGAUAAAAUUUGGCUUCCUUUAACCUUUAUUCAAUAUUCUGCUUAUUUGGAGGUAAUACAUUGUAUAAUAGGUUUUGUUCCAUCAAAUGCAUUUAUAACAUUGGCACAAGUUUCAAGUCGUGCAUUUCUUAUCUUGGUAUUAUUCUCAUUACCAUGGGAAUUCGUUGAAUCAUCACUUUGUUUACCAUACACUGUUCUAUCAUGGAGUAUUACAGAAAUUCUCAGAUAUUUAUAUUAUCUAUUGAACAUUAUAUCAUGCGUACCAAAGUUUCUAACAUGGCUGAGAUAUUCUACAUUUAUGGUACUUUAUCCCACUGGUAUUAGCGGAGAACUUUGGUGUAUUUAUUAUGCAAUUGUUUAUUCCAUGUCUCAUCCUGAAUUAUGGAGUUAUGCAUUACCUAAUCCAUGGAACUUUACAUUUAGUUAUUUGUACUUGUUGAUAAUUAUUGUUUUAACGUAUAUUCCAGGUUCGUUUAUAUUAUACUCGCACAUGUUGUCACAGAGAAAGAAAAUAUUGGGUACAAAGGUUGCAGUAAAAAAAGUCAAAUAA
This is a messenger RNA of Polistes dominula (European paper wasp), 928 nucleotides long. RefSeq names its product 3-hydroxyacyl-CoA dehydratase 1 (gene Hacd1). Gene Ontology annotation, molecular function: 3-hydroxyacyl-CoA dehydratase activity. Gene Ontology annotation, cellular component: endoplasmic reticulum membrane. Gene Ontology annotation, biological process: fatty acid elongation; very long-chain fatty acid biosynthetic process; sphingolipid biosynthetic process. The record is from RefSeq and is a predicted model, not a curated record. Lineage: Eukaryota; Metazoa; Arthropoda; Insecta; Hymenoptera; Vespidae.